AUGGUUUCCACCGAAACUCCGUGGUGGCUGGGCGCCCCGACCAAACUAAUCAAGAAAACUACUUUGGUGCCUGCCGCGCCCAACCAUUUGCCAGUUCAUACACUUACCUUUGCAAUACCCAAGGACGAUUCCGCCUUCAGUGGUAGAGCCAAACCCCACUCAGAAGUUGCCAUUGAAUUGGGAGAUGUUGUCAAAAUGGUCAUCCCAGGCUACAAGCCCAAAUCCUACUCAAUGAGCGCUAUACGUGAUGGUGAAUUUGACAUUACCUUCAAGGUGUAUCCCAACGGUCGUGCCAGUGGAUUCCUCGAUCGCUUGAAUGUUGGGGAUGAAAUGGGCACUUUUGGAAUGACAGCAGGACGCCAUCGAAAUCCUGGCUCGUUUGUUGGAUGCAUUGCCUUCGGAGUGGGUAUCACAGAAUGCUUGCCUGUUGCCCAAGCCGAGCUGGAGAAGGGGGAUGCGGAGAAGGUGGUGCUCCUUUGGGCAUCUCGAACCAUGGCAGAUACAUUUUGGCAUGACAAGAUUGAGGACCUCAAGAAGAAGUACCCUGAUAGGUUCCAAAUGGCUCACAUUCUCUCUCGUGAAGAGCGCCAAGGUUGCUUGAAAGGGCGCAUCAACCCUGAACUCCUGGACCAAGUCUUCCAGCCAGAAGACCGCAGCCAAGCCAGAUUUCUUUCGGUCGGGACCAAAGAAAUGAUGCGCAUGACUGACAAAAUGCUGGAAGAGAUUGACUAUCCCAUGCCUCAGCAUGCCUUGUUGCCCAAGUCGCAAAAACAUCGCUAG
Molecule: messenger RNA, 780 nt
Organism: Seminavis robusta
Lineage: Eukaryota; Bacillariophyta; Bacillariophyceae; Naviculales; Naviculaceae
Source: the annotation of a GenBank genome assembly